This is a messenger RNA of Mytilinidion resinicola, 816 nucleotides long. RefSeq lists its product as uncharacterized. Bases 1 to 816 code for a protein of 271 amino acids. NCBI's taxonomy places the organism in Eukaryota, Fungi, Ascomycota, Dothideomycetes, Mytilinidiales, Mytilinidiaceae. The transcript is spliced from 5 exons. The record is from RefSeq and is a predicted model, not a curated record.
AUGGGCUCUGUCCAUGCGCUCUCAUCUCCUGUUUCAUCAACCCCUCUCAUAGUCCCCACGGAUGCAAACUUCGAUGUAAAACUAUCUUCUUUUUUCCGGCACUAUAAUCAGUUACCAUCGCCAGACGAAGUCCGCUCGCAAGCACGUGCCCAGAGAGAAGUCUCUACUGAUUUUAAUGCACGUCCCUCACCUGUGUUUGAGUCUAUGGGUCUGUUUGUCAAGUGGGGAGCCGAUAUAAGAAUCGCCGAGGGCGAAGUCUUCCUCUAUAUGGAGGCAAUACGCGGCAAGACUUUAGAACAAUCUUGGCCAGAGAUGGAAGUGAAUGACCGCUUGCGUAUUUGCCGCGAGCUUCGGACAAUCUUCGAUUCUCUACGCCAGCUCAAGCAAGACCCUACCGACACUUUUAUUGGUGAGGCCAUCAACCCUAGCUAUAGGGCGGAAGCCGGGCCAUUCACGUCCGUCAAAGCAUUUCACGAUUGGUUCACCUUCCUGUACAAGCGACCGAUGCCAGACCCUCACACUGUGCCCCCGGAGCCCUUCCGCCAAGAUCUUCCUGAUGAUAGCAAAAUUGUGUUCACACAUGGCGACCUUCAUCGGAGCAAUGUUAUUCUAUCACUAUCUAAACCGGCUCGAGUUGUUGCAGUUAUAGAUUGGGAGCAAGCAGGCUGGUUACCGGCAUACUGGGAAGAUUGCAAGGCUCGCUUCACUUGCAGCUAUUAUGGCGAAUGGCCUGAGAAAUACCUACCAAUCAUUUUACAUCAAUACGAGAGCACUUGGGAUCCCUGGAACUACUACACGUCAUCUAUGGGCGUCUGA